UGCCUUUCUUCAAUGUGCUGUACUACAGAAACACUGGUCUUGUUGGUCAGUUUCCUUGUUUUUCCUUUUCCAUUUUGAGAAGCCUGAUGCCUUUACUGAGAACAGUGCUGGAAAAGAAUGAAAGCUCGUGCUCCUCCUCCACCAAAUCAACCUGCAGCAAGUAGAAUUCACAGUGAGCGCAAGUCUCCUGCAGAGACAGCUGUAAUUUCUGAUCAGAACCUCGUGAGCAUGAAGGAGAACAUGAUAAACAGAUUGGUGGACUUCACAGUCAUUUUACCCAGCGGGGUGGAGCAGAAGAACACAGUACAAGGAAGUAAAGCUGUGAUGGAUGUAUUGGUUGAUUUAUGCAGCCAGUAUCACUUAAAUCCAUCCCAACACAGUCUUGAACUGAAGUCUUCGGGAACUCAACAAGUUCUGAGUUACAAGCCAAACACUUUGAUAGGAGCACUGGACGUAGAGACAGUACUUCUGAAAGAGAAGGUUCCCGAAGAGAAGGCAAAGCGACCUCUGCCAAGAGUCCCUGAGAAAUCUGUGAGGCUGGUAGUGAACUACCUGAAGACACAGAAGGCUGUGGUUCGAGUUAGUCCAGAGGUGCCUCUCCACAACAUCAUCCCAGCUAUUUGUGAGAAGUGUGAAGUCAGUCAAGAGCAUAUUGUUCUUCUGAGAGAUGGCAUAACUGGGGAGGAACUGGAGCUUACCAAGUCCUUGGAGGAGCUGGGGAUAAAGGAGCUGUAUGCCUGGGACAGGAAAAAAGUUCCUCCAUCAAAAACUCAGUCUGAACCUUCUCUGAACUAUAGAGAACCAAAUCGAAAGGCUUCAGUAAGCAAUGAUGCAAUAGAAAAAGAAAAGACACGACUUCUGGGAUUGUUUAACACUGAUAGAAGAAGUAGCAAGACAGAAGAAUACUUGAGGAUGAACAGAGAUGUUCAGGAGGAGGAUGUUUUUAGUUCUGCAUCUACAAGUGAAGGAAGCUUGGAUGGUUUUUCCACAGCACCAAAUUCCCCUUCGGUGAAUUCUCGUUCCAGUAGCCUGGGUCCAUCACUGUCCCUUGGUAACAUCUCGGGAAUGACAGCAAACCCAGAAGUGAAAAAGCGCAGAGCACCUCCUCCACCAGUUGUGACACCAGUGUUGCCGAACGUGGAGGUGAGAGGUCAAGAAAAGACAGUGGCACAGAUAUCACAAGGAGCAUCCCUGAAUGAUUUAAGGAAAAAGAAGAGGCGUGCCCCUCUUCCACCAACUGCAUCUGCUCCACCCACUCCUGCCAUGCCAAACAGGACAGAAGAUAGGGAAGACAAGAAAAAGAGCACAAUGGAGAGCCUGCUGUCUGCACAUGAUAAUGUUUAUGUAGUGGAUGACACAGUUCUGGAGCUAUCAGAGGUGGAAGAAACGGCAUCAGAAAGCAGCUGUUUUGCAUCUGAGGACACCACAGAGGACUCGGGUGUUGUGAGCUCCCCAUCUGACAUUGUGUCUUUGGAUUCACAAAAUGACAGUAUGAAGCUGAGAGACAUCAAGCUGGUCAAUGGUUACAUGGACUCAGCUGAGGCAGAUGCGAUGUGUGGCACAGAGACAUGUCCCGUGAAGAACACCUCCUGCGAUAGCGUGGGAUCUGAUAGUGCUCCACAGAGCAGACAAGAUGAAGCAAUGGCUUUGGCUAAGCAUGACAAUGAAGAUACAUUCAUUGAAGCACAACUCCAGCAGACUUUGGCUGACCUGGAUGAAGAUUUAGAAGCGGUGGAUGGUAUGAGUAACUCUGACUCUGACUACAUCAAUGAAGCAUUGAACCCACAUAUAAGAAAAGUUGAGGCUGCCCAAGAUGUUUCCAUUUCUGUUCCAGUAACAGUCAUAGACGAUGCUCCAGAAGUUAGCACCUCUAACUCAGAUGAAAAUCAAGAGAUGGAGAUGAGGGUUCCACAAAAUAUCUCAAUCGACUGUGUUAAUACAGGAAACUUGACAAAUAAAAACAACAAUGCAAGUUCCUUUGAUAAGGGACACACAGAUGGUGGAGCUAUAUGCGUAUCAAAAGACCUAAUACAUCAGCAACCAUCUGAAAAUGAAUUCAGUCAUUUGCCUGUGGAACAGCGGAGAGAUAUGUUUGAAUCUCUCACAUCCUCCUUUGAAAAAAGAAGUGAAAAGAACUUAAGACUGGAACCCCUUCCCAAACAUGGUGUGAAGUCUGAGGAAUGUAAAUCUAAGCUGAGUCCAUCUCACUCCAAGACCACAGCUGAAAUCAAUACAGCAAAAGACAAGCUAAAUCCAUAUAAUGAAUAUAGUAGCAGGGAAAGAUCUCUGAAAAAAAGUAAAUCAGAAUUAGAAAUCAAAUGGCCACCAGCAAAAAAAGUGGAAGUAGAAGAAGUCCCAUCAGCACCUACAUGGUGUCAUCGUGCCCAGAAUUCAGGAUCAAACUAUGAACCUAAAAUGGGUUUGACAACCUUUAAAGUUGUCCCUCCCAGACCUGAAGUAAGACAUUUCGAUAGAGGAGUUUCACUCUCCACUGGUGCCAUUAAGAUAGAUGAACUAGGCAACCUUAUAAGCCCAAACACUGGUGUUAGUAAACACAUACCAGGUUCUUCUUCUGAUGAAAGUGAGGAAAUUCAUAUUGGGAAAGUGAAGGCAUUCUGGAGGUCAAGUUCUAUGGAAAAGCAAAGUGAUGACUCUGCUGAGCAUUUUUCUAAAAAGUCAGCAGUCACCACGAGCUCUAAGCCCUUUACUGUAAAACAUGAACACAAACCUGUCUGUCUUGCAGCUCCAAAACUUGUAGCACCACAAACUGUUACUACCCAGGUAGCCGAAAGACAGUCUGAGAAUGAAAGGACCAAACUACCUCUUCCAGUUACACAGUCUCAGGUAACACCAUUAGCAGCCCCAACCAUUAAUAAGGACAAGCUGGAACUUCCAUUUGUAAAGCCACAUAGGAGAACAUCCAGUCAGUAUGUUGCCUCUGCCAUUGCAAGACACAUCAAUGCAACUACCUUUAAGUCUGACUCUGUGGAAUAUCAUGAGAAAGAUGAAAACAAGCAAGGGGCAGGAGAGGUUAAGACUGAAGCAGAAGUUUCACCAAAAAGAUGUAUUAUUGUGGCCAAAUAUAGCCCUGUGGAAACAGAGUCAGCAGAAACAAGAGAAACACUUUCAAGUGUUUUUACUUGCAGUCAGAAAGCAUCCCACAGGUUUACACCUGGUGAUAAUUCUGGCUUGGAAAAUAAAGUAGUUAAUAUCAGGGCACCAAAUCAAGCAACUCCUCUGAGUUUCUAUAAAAAGAAUGGUGGUGUCCCACUUACUAAAUCCUCCUCAAAGGAUAACAAUGGUGCAGAAGAGGAUCGUGGUUUAAACAGCAAACAAAGUAUAGCAGAGAAAAAGACACGUCUCAUGUUUGACCAGAAAUGUGAGACUUUGACCCUUACUAAUUCAGCCUCAUCUCUUAAGUCUCCUGACCUCCAAGGAGUCCCAUCCUCUUUCAGCUCAUCUUUGCGAGUCGCUAAAUGGCCUCCUGCUAAUGGUGUUCAAGUUAAUUCGUCUAAAGCGUCACCUGAGUUAAACGGUGCACCAGCAAAUGCAGAGUCAGAACAGGAGGAGAAACCUGAUGAUUCAGAUAUUAAUGCUGUCAGUGAAGUGGAUAUUAAUGUGCAGACCAAUAUCUUUGGACCAAAGAAGAAGUUCAAACCUGUCAUCCAGAAACCAGUUCCAAAAGACACAUCACUGCACAGUGCCCUAAUGGAAGCAAUUCAAACAGGAGGGGGAAAGGAGAAACUCAGAAAGGUUUCAAACAGUGCACUAAAUGGCAAUCACGGGAAACCCUCAUAUGCUGAGCCAGAGAAUGCGCGCUCAGCCCUACUAGCAGCAAUUAGAGGCCACAGUGGCACCUCAAAGCUGAAAAAGAUCUCCUCUUCGGCCUCUGAAGAGCUGCAGCGUUUUAGGGACGCAGAACUAUCCUUGCAGAAGGCAGAAGACCUUCAGGAAGAGCAGCUUUGUAUCCCACCUGCCCCUGCCCAGCCGCCGCCACCACCUCCCAUUCAGCCGUCAGCAGCAGCUCCUAAAUCCUCUGCCACAGUUACAGGUAACCCAUUGGAGGCAAGGCAAGCUCUAAUGGAGGCCAUUCGCUCUGGUGCUGCAGCAGCAAAGUUAAGAAAGGUCCCUCUGCUUGUUUAAAUCAUAUGAAAAGAACAGAUAAUUGGAAAAUCUAGCCCCGUAUGCAUCCAUAAUCAUCAUUCAAGCUCUGAAGUGGCAAAAAACAUCAAGAAGUUUAUUAUAUUCUCGUCUACAAGCCAAAAUAAGCUGUAGUUAAUUUUCUGUGUGUUCCUGCAUAAUGGUUCUAAGGGGGAAAUAUGUUGCUCUGCUGUAAAGCUUCUGUGCCAAGGAAUUGUGUUUUGCCUCUGAAUAUUUAAAGUUGCCAAUAAACCAUUCUUGUUGGCAGGUUAAUAAGAAUAUAAACACUGUGCAGUCCUGUGUUAAUACUUAAUUGUAUUUAUGGGCAAAAUUAAAAACUUUACUAGCUAUCUGAAAAGUAAUAUUCAUUUUAAGUUGUUAAAAAUAUUUCAAACUAUUUCAAACUAUUUACUUGCUUCUUAUUUGAUUUCAAAAAGGACUGUAAAUGGUUGGAGUGAAAAUCAGAAUAAAGGUCUAUAAAAAACAAUCACAAGAAAAAAGUUAUGGUACCUAAGUUGUCAUAUGCUGGAGUCACUGGUUUUUAAAAUUAAAUUAACUUUGUAUCUCUGGUGGAGCUCUGAGAAAGCAGGCAAUUAAUAAUGAAUGUGAGACAGUGUCUAUUGCAAAGUUACUUAUGGGAUAUGACGUAUAGAAUGCUAAUAUGCAGAGAUAUGCUGAACCCUAGUAACGUUCGUGGCACUUCAGAAAUAUUGAGCCACCUUAAAGGAUCUCUAUUUGCAACAGACUGUGAAGGUUUUAAAUAAGAUUCAGAGUCCUGCUUAGAGGUCCAAGAUGUAGAAUUCAUUCCUGCGCUGCAAAACGAAGUGAAGCUGGUUUAUAUCAGUAACCAGGACUUUUGUGGACUCUUGUUCAGGUCGUGCAUAAGUUGGCCCUUUAUUUCUAAUUUGUAUUGCUGUUGUAUGUUGUCUCACAAGUAUUUAUAGCAGCAUCUUUUUCAAAUGUUAACUACUUUGGUAGUUGUUGUACAUAUUUUGAAAAUAUUUCGUUGAAUUGAUUAACUUAAAAAGGACGAAUGAAAACGCUUUUUCACAUUUCCUAUAUUGUAAUGACACUGAAGAAGAGGAAGUUUGUACAUUUACAUUUUUAUAAUCAUAGACUAGAGUGCUGGCAGAUUCUUUUUUUUUUUUGAGCUGGAAUUUAAAAUGUAUAGUUAUGGACUGUUGAAAGCACAAGAAUAUUUAGCCAUCUGCAGUUAAUGUGACUAUAUAUUAUAUAUUAUUAUAUAUUGUAAAAUAUUGAUAUCUGUUAGUGCCACGAAUAAAAACAAAAUCAAAACCUGA
Molecule: messenger RNA, 5441 nt
Organism: Manacus vitellinus (golden-collared manakin)
Lineage: Eukaryota; Metazoa; Chordata; Aves; Passeriformes; Pipridae
Gene: COBL
Product: cordon-bleu WH2 repeat protein
Exons: 15
Coding region: 118-4143 (1341 amino acids)
Biological process (GO): actin filament network formation; actin filament polymerization
Cellular component (GO): axonal growth cone; actin filament; perinuclear region of cytoplasm
Molecular function (GO): actin monomer binding
Source: RefSeq, a predicted model, not a curated record